This is a messenger RNA of Halichondria panicea, 3493 nucleotides long. Its product is annotated as stAR-related lipid transfer protein 13-like. The coding region runs from base 222 to 3242 and encodes 1006 amino acids. The record is from RefSeq and is a predicted model, not a curated record. NCBI's taxonomy places the organism in Eukaryota, Metazoa, Porifera, Demospongiae, Suberitida, Halichondriidae. The transcript is spliced from 16 exons. Gene Ontology annotation, molecular function: lipid binding; GTPase activator activity. Gene Ontology annotation, biological process: signal transduction; actin cytoskeleton organization; regulation of Rho protein signal transduction.
GAAAGUAGGCGGAGUCUCACCAGAUUCAAGCAGUGACACUUCCAUGAUCUGACUAGACUAUAGAUCUAGGUAGUACUGGUACUGUGUGGACUCACUGUGCAUUGGCCCAUAAAGCUGUCGUCCCAAUAGUGUGAGAGUGGAGCUAAACAAGUGACCAAGGUACAGGCAUUCCAGUAUUGACAAACAUAGUGUGAGGUUACUUCUGUACACAUCAAGCAAUCAUGAGAAGGAGAAGGAACUCCUACAAUCCUCCGAUAUCCAUCGAAGGACCUAGACGUGGUUUUUCCACUCCUUCACCAAUUCGACCAAUUGCAAGAAUCAAUAAUUCCCCUACACUAUUUUUUGGAGAUGUUGGAAAUUUCGAUUCAGCGUUUCCUUCAAGGAAGAAGGUGGAGCUCAAGCGAACAGUGAGAGAAGCUAACGAUGCUUGCUUGUGGUUGAGAGCAGCUGGAUUUCCCCAAUACGUACAGAUGUAUGAAGACGGACAAUUCCCAAUAAAUUUGAGUCAGAUCCAGGUGGAAAGAGAUCAUGCAUUUCUCGAGCAAGCUGACAUUGAUUCUCUCGUGAGGCGAUUGAACAUACUCAACAGAUGUGCAGACCUUAUGGAGGAAAUCAAGUCAAAGAAGGAGGAUGAUUCUGAAGAUGAGUCACAGCACAGAGCCAUCAGUGAUCACUGGACCUUCCGCAAAAGAAACAAGAAGUGGUCACGAAGAUCGAGGUCUCAUUUGCGUGAAGACAGCUUCUCCAGUUCUUUAGAGGACAUUUUAGCCGAAGACUCAGAAACGAACGGAGCCAGUAAUUUAAAAGUCUCCCCCUUACUCCUUGUAACAGAACUGAGAACAAGUCUCACUAAUCUGGAUAAACGUGGUGUAAAGACGUACAGCUUUCUUCCCGGUGAUGAUCAAGUUCCUAAGAUCCUGGUAGGCACCUUUCCCACUGAGAAUGGAAUAGAAUAUGCAUUCGAUGAAGAGGCUACCUCCAAUGGGAGCGGAGUUUUUGAUGUUUCGAUGGAUGACACACCGCAUGAAGUAUCAGGAGAUGAGGGCUUGGGCGGCGAUGAUGACGAUGAAUUUUUCGAAUAUGACAGUAACACUUUUCCACGUGGUGGCAUUGACACAUUUGCUAUGGACAUGUUUAGUACAUUCGAAUCAAAUCUUGUGAAGCUACGAUCGCAGUCACUCCCUGACCUUUUCUCCAACCCUCACGCUGAGUUAUAUCAUCCCUUAGAUGAUGAUGAUGACAAUGAUGAUGAUGAUGAUCCUAACUCGUCUAGUGCAAGUGUGAGCACUAGCUCCAACCUCCACUCGAGUAAGGAUAGCAUUCUGGACGACAAUACAUUGUCAUUGGAGACCUCCCUCCCCUCUACCCCUAACCAAGAGCCCAAACAGAACAGCAGUGAACUAGAGAGGAAGCUGACAACACUCCCCACUCACCGGAAGGAGAACAGUUUGAGCAGCGAGGCAUACGAAUCAGCUGAGAGUGAGUUCUCCAGGAGCAGACCAGAAACACCCAGCUCCCCUCAGAAGAGAAUUGGUGCAGGCCGCAAAAUACAGCUGAGCGAGAAGUGGUCCUCUUCCAGUGUGCCCAGUGCCAGAAGGUCCACAGAAUGGAGUGAGUGUCCUAAAUGGCACAGUUUCCAGAAGGCACACAGCUACAGGCAGGUAUUCAGACCAGUCAGAACAUUGAUUCCCAUUGAAGAGCUGUCUGUUGGGCAGAUAUCUGUUCUCAAGAAGCUCUCACUCAUAAAGCUGACAGCCCUCAUAGAAUUGUACAAGGCCAAGUCAAACAUAGCAAGAAUCAUUAAGGGCAGAAAGCAUAAACUUCCUGACAUCAGACACAAGAGUGUGUUUGGUGUCCCCCUGCUCACUAAUGUCCAGCGUACAGGCAAAGCCCUCCCCCCCUCCAUCCUGGCUGCCCUCGACUACCUCACACAAGGCUCUGGACUGGAGACCAGUGGUCUAUUCAGGAGAGGGGCGUCCAAGGCCAAGAUCGACGGGCUAAAGCUCCUCACAGAGGCUAACCCCGAUCUCAGCGACUACAGUAGCUUUACUUGCUAUGAAGUGGCUGAUAUGAUCAAGCUCUACUUCAGACAACUGCCUGAGCCUCUACUCACCAGCAAGCUCUCAGAAACUCUCCUAAUGAUUCAAGAAAAUGUGCCGAGUCAGCUACGACUACAAGCCCUCCAAGGAGUGAUGCUGCUCAUGCCUGAUGAGAACAGGGAGGCUCUCCAGACACUAUUGGUGUUCCUUAAGCAAGUGGCCGACAACAGUCACGUCAAUCAGAUGGAUGCCAAAAACUUGGCAGUGUGUCUGGCCCCCUCCUUGUUUGCUCUCUCCCAGCAGUUACCCAAACCUGUAAACUUGACACGAGUCGGCUCUUUCAGACGAACAGCUGUCAACGGACACAACGCAGCCAGUCUCAACUCACCAGCCGCCAUCGCCAGAAACAGAAUGGUCAACGAGAGUGUGGCUAGCAGUCAGUGCCUCUCAGAGAUGAUCUCACAGGCCAACAAGCUCUUCUUGAUGCCUGCUGAUAUGCUCCAAGUAUGCCAUUUCACGCACCUCGAGGCUGGAGACCCAGUCCCCUAUCAUGAGCUGGAUUUGGACAAGGCUGACACGGGUAGUACCUAUCUAGAGUCCUGUGUGCAGUGCUUGCACAAGGAGCUCAAGAGGAAGUUCAAAGGUUGGAUACAUCACAGCACUCCGCAGAAGGGCGUGGAUGUCUCCUAUUUAAAACCCACUGAUGGUAUUCCGUUACGUGUGUGGAGGGGAGUGGUGGAGAUUGAUGCAUCACCAGAUGCUGUGCUCAAGAAAUUAUGGAUUGAGAAGUACGUGUGGACUGGCGAGUACUCCCUCACAAGACAGGUGGCUAGAGUGGACGAUCAGACGGAGAUACUCCAAUACACCACUCCCUCGCCUUCAGGGCUCACCGAUCGAGAUCACUGUCUCCUAAGGACCUGGGAUUUUGAUCCCGUGAGCGACACCUACAUCAUUGUGUCCACGUCCGUGUCCCACCCGUCAGCCUCACUACUGGCGGGCAUUCGAGCCACCGAGCUGGCCACACGCUACGUUAUAGAGAGGGUGGACAGAGACAAGACACGGCUCACCUUCAUCUGUAGAGUGGACAUGAAGGGUCGCUCGAGUGAAUACUACAACACUGGAUUCGGUCCCUAUCUGGCCUCCAGCGUAGCCAACCUCAGAGACUCAUUCCACCCGCCUGACUUUCUUGAAACAACCGUCUAGCUGGUUCAGUCAUCGUUUGUAUUAGUUUUGUUUCCGCUAUGAUUCUCUUCUUGUGCUAACGUACGUGUACGUGUAUUCUAUUAUUUAAUCAUUUCUCUCAUUUAAGCCACAUAACAUUUUGUGAAGCAUCAUUCAGUUUUCAAUAAGCGUCUCACACAUUCUUAACCUGUAUAAUUAUAUGUCACUCCAACCACUGCAUUUCCUUAUGAUAAUAUUAACUUCCUGGUUGUCAAUAAACCUUGAACACUGAA